Molecule: messenger RNA, 1684 nt
Organism: Scomber japonicus (chub mackerel)
Lineage: Eukaryota; Metazoa; Chordata; Actinopteri; Scombriformes; Scombridae
Product: potassium voltage-gated channel subfamily A member 1-like
Exons: 2
Coding region: 34-1626 (530 amino acids)
Biological process (GO): protein homooligomerization; potassium ion transmembrane transport
Cellular component (GO): voltage-gated potassium channel complex; membrane
Molecular function (GO): delayed rectifier potassium channel activity; protein binding
Source: RefSeq, a predicted model, not a curated record
UGCAGAGUUCCCUAUUCAGGGAUACACACAGGGAUGGACAGCGGUGACCAACAGGACGAUGAAAGAGGAAGCAACACGAAAGAAAGUGAUGGAGAGAAAAAUAAAGAGAUGAAGAACCAGCUAAACUGUGAGGAAAAGGGAGAGCAGGAGAUCAAAGGGAAUGAGAAAGAGAAAAGGAGGGACAGACGGCGUUCUGGGUCUAUAUGGAGGAGUGGAUGGGCAUUAAGUGAAAGACUGGCCAUCAAUGUCUCAGGAAUGCGUUAUGAAACUCAACUUCGCACCUUAGCCCAAUUCCCUGACUCCAUGCUUGGUGACCCUCGAAGAAGGUCACGGUACUUUGACCCGCUGCGAAAUGAGCUCUUCCUGGACCGCAACCGGGCCUGCUUUGAUGCCAUUCUGUAUUUUUACCAGUCAGGUGGGAGGUUGCGUAGGCCUGCAAACAUACCCCUGGACAUCUUCAUGGAUGAGCUGUUGUUCUACGAGCUGGGAGAGGACAUCAUGAACCGGUUCAAGGAGGACGAAGGUUUUCCAAAGGAUGAGGAGAGGCCAUUGCCCACCAAUGAAAUCCAGAAAUCACUGUGGAUGCUGUUUGAGCACCCUGAAUCCUCGUCGGGCGCACGCAUCAUAGCCAUCAUUAGUGUCAUGGUCAUUGUGGUGUCCAUCCUCAUCUUCUGCUUGGAGACACUGCCCGACUUCAGGAAUGAGAAAGAAUCACGAGAGGAAUAUUUUUAUAGGUACCACUCCUAUGCAAAGAACAUAUCUGAGAGCAUGCCUAUUCCAACAAGUGUUUUCCAGGACCCUUUCUUCUUGGUGGAGACCAUGUGUAUAUGCUGGUUCUCCUUUGAGCUCCUCAUGCGUUUUACUUGUGCUCCCAGCAAAAUGACCUUCUUCAAGGAUGUCAUGAACAUCAUCGAUUUCAGUGCCAUCCUGCCCUAUUUUGUCACUCUGGGAACAGAACUGGCCAAGGACAACGAAGCCAGUCCAGCUACGUCCUUGGCCAUCAUCAGGGUCAUCAGGCUAGUGAGAGUGUUCAGGAUUUUCAAGUUGUCUCGUCACUCCAAGGGCCUUCAGAUCCUUGGUCAGACACUGAGGGCCAGCAUGCGUGAGCUGGGCCUGCUUAUCUUCUUCCUGUUUAUUGGCGUCAUACUCUUCUCCAGCGCCAUAUACUUUGCAGAAGCUGACCACGCCAACACGGCCUUUAUCAGUAUACCACAUGCCUUCUGGUGGGCAGUCGUCACCAUGACCACAGUGGGCUAUGGCGACAUGUACCCAGAGACAGUGUGGGGGAAGCUGGUGGGCUCUAUGUGCGCCAUUGCUGGUGUACUUACCAUUUCGCUGCCAGUGCCUGUCAUAGUAUCUAACUUUAGCUACUUCUACCAUCGGGAGACUGAAUGCGAAGACCAAACUGAGUACAAGCACAUCAUGACAUCGAUGUGGAAGGACGAGGAGCCUGUAGUGGAGGAAAUAGAGGAAGAGGAUAUGGAUCCAGAAGGAGAUUAUUAUGCCAUCGAAGGCAUGUGCGGCCCUCUGAAUGGGACUCUGCUGGGUGGAUUUUGCACAGGGCAGCACACAGAGUUCAGAGGAGGUAAUAUGUAUCUCAGGGAACCACUGGUCACCCAGGUGUAGGAAGGGUGAGUGUAUUUUGUACCCUUUGACACAGUAGGAAAAAAUAAAGUGAAUGAAA